AUGGCAUUCAGCGGGGCCGCAGCUCCUACUGCGGACAUGGACAUCGACAUGGACCUUGAUCUCGGACCAGAGCCCGAGCCCGAGCCAAUUCAUGUGGAAACAGCCACAAACUUGGAACCCACCCUCGACCCCCUCUCCGAUGAAGCGGUCUACGAAAAAGUGCAUGUUCGCGGCGUCGAUGAAAUGACCACAGAGAAUAUCAAACAAUUUGCUCAUGACUGCUCUGGACAUGAACCAGUGCGUAUUGAAUGGAUUGACGAUACAUCCGCCAACAUCAUCUUCUCCUCCGCCGAAAUCGGCCUUCAAGCUCUCACAGCUCUCACGCAAGUCGCUGAGGAAGAAGACGCGUCUACCUUGCCACCUCUGCGUCUCCGCUCGGCGAAACUCCUCUCCUCCCACCCUGAUUCCGUCCUCCAAGUGCGAUCGGCUGUCAAAUCGGACCGAAAGCAAGCCCGCGCCCAUGAGAAGAGUCGCUUCUACCUCAUGCACCCCGAGCAUGAUCCCCGAGAACGCUUGCGACAAGAGUUUGCCGACAGGAGAAAUAGCGACGAUGCAGGUGAUGGUGAUUACAGGCGGCGCAAGUUCGACAACCGAGAGCACCGACGCCGCCGAGACCGCGACGAGGACGAACACUUCAACGCCGACAUGUACGGUGAUAACGUUGGCUCUGAACCCGAGCGCGCUCGGGCACAGCCCAGAGGUCGUGGCCAGAGGGACCUGUUCCCAGAGGACGAGGGCCGAUCAAGUGGACGUCUCCGGAACCGCAGUGCAUCUCCGGGACGAGACACGCUGGAGGAAGAACUUCGAGUCGAGCGAGGUGGUCGUGAUAAUACCAGGCGGUUCCGUGAGAGGUCGCCACGACACGGUCGUAAGAAUAAGGAUAGGGAGCUUUUCCCAAGCGCGGACCAGAGCGAGUCAGGAAACCGCGAGCUUUUCCCAAACAAGCCCGCAUCUAGCUACAUCAAGAAGGAGUUGCUGCCUAGCAAGUCUAGUCACCACCGUCGGUCAGAUGCAUUCGACGCUUCUUCUGUCCCAGGCACCUCUGAGCACAGACGCCACAGCAAUAUUGAGCUCUUCCCUGAUUCCACCAACAAUGGUGCCCGCAUUCGUGGAGCAGCCGCAGCCACCGAGGACCAAGGAUUUGCCAUCCGAGGCGGCGCAUCGAAUGGCAUGUCGAUUAAAGGCCGGGGUGCGUCGGUGCGCGAGCUGUUUCCUUCCAAGUUUGACAAUGUCCCCAACAAUAACACCAACGCUGGCCCUAGCGCAAACGCUGGCAAGGAACUGUUUUCUGAUACACUAGAAGGACGCGGCGGUCGUCGGCGUCGGGCAGAGGACAUGUUCAGCUGA
Molecule: messenger RNA, 1347 nt
Organism: Penicillium robsamsonii
Lineage: Eukaryota; Fungi; Ascomycota; Eurotiomycetes; Eurotiales; Aspergillaceae
Product: NCBP3 domain-containing protein
Exons: 2
Coding region: 1-1347 (448 amino acids)
Cellular component (GO): cytosol; nucleus
Molecular function (GO): mRNA binding; RNA 7-methylguanosine cap binding
Source: RefSeq, a predicted model, not a curated record